AUGAGAUCUCAUCCUGGAAGAGAAUGGAAGGGUAUUCACCCUCCAAAUGAUGAUGAUAACGGUUUAAUGGAACCUGUGGCGGUUUCACCAAUACCAUCAUCAUCAUCACCUUCUAUUGAUAUAUCAAAAUUCGAGAAGAACACAAAGUUGAUAGUAAGACUCAAGACUCGUCCUCAACACGAAGAAGAUAAUGUCGUCGGCGAUGAUGGAUCCUCAGCCGAGAAAGGAUUUCAAUGCAACAUUUGUGACGAGUAUUUUGCAACAAUUCAAUCUUUAAGAGGACAUAGGUCAAACCACAACAAAGAGAAGAAAAGCAAGAGUCACAAGAAUGAUGGUGAUGAUAAUGAACAAAUAAGGAAUAUUACAGAAGAAUCAAGUGAACCUAGUUCAAAAAUUCUUAGAGAGUUUGAUUUGAAUGAGCUACCUGAGAAUAAUAAUAAUAUAGAUGGAGGAAGUUAG
Arachis duranensis is the source of this 459-nucleotide messenger RNA. RefSeq names its product zinc finger protein ZAT2-like. Gene Ontology annotation, molecular function: DNA-binding transcription factor activity. The transcript has 2 exons. Lineage: Eukaryota; Viridiplantae; Streptophyta; Magnoliopsida; Fabales; Fabaceae. The record is from RefSeq and is a predicted model, not a curated record. The coding region runs from base 1 to 459 and encodes 152 amino acids.